CUACUUUCUGUUCCCCGCCACAGGAAGUAAUGAGGUUUUCUUGCGAUUGUUUAUACUUUUUAGAUAUUGAAACAAAUAUAUAUGGUGUUUUUGUUUAAAGUAGGUUUUGAAAUUGAAAAUGAGUAGGAUAACAGCAGAAUUGACACUUAAUGACAUUGAUGAUUGGUUUAAGAUUGGAAAGAAGGCGGCAGCUAAAAUCGCCUCGGUUCCAAGCAGCAAAACUGGUGGUCGACGAAUAGACCCGAAGACUGGCGAAGCAUGUAUACGACCUGUAGAUUUGGAUGCAUUUGUUCCACAGUAUAAACGACAGGCAUCUCGGCAGGAAGAUAAGAAUUAUGCAGCAGUCUAUCAAGCACAGGAAGAGGAUGAGCUACUUAGGCCCACCCUGUCGUACCCACUGUCGACUGGCUCUGUGGCCAGUCUGGCGGGGACCAUUGAGCAGCUGGACUUGGACAGUACGGUCGGUGGCUCGUCAACCACGGUUCCAGAAGACCUGGUCCCACCCGGGGCCACAGACGUCUACAACAACUACUCCUUCAGGCACACGUAUGAUCCAAAGUUGCCCAUAACAAGUUUCAGAGAUCAGGUGAUUGCGACUAUAGAAAGCAACCAGGUGACUGUUAUCCAAGGGUCAACUGGGUCAGGGAAGACCACUCAAGUUCCACAGUACAUCCUCGACCACUACGCACAGGAAAAUAAGUUCUGCAACAUCGUCGUGACACAGCCUCGCCGUAUUGCCGUAACCAGCAUCUGUCGCCGGGUGUGUCAGGAGAGGAACUGGGAUCUGGGAACUGUGUGUGGAUAUCAAAUUGGAAUGGAUUCUAAAAGAUCAGAGGACACGAGAAUUUUGUACUGUACAACAGGAGUUUUACGAGAAAAGCUUGUCCACAAGAAAAGCAUGUCUGAGUUCACACAUGUGAUUCUUGAUGAGGUUCACGAACGAAAUCAAGACUCCGACUUUUCUCUUCUGAUUGUCCGUAAAUUGUUAAGAACUGUAUCAAGGCAUGUUAAGGUAAUUCUGAUGUCUGCUACCAUUGAAUCUGAUCUGUUUGCCAACUACUUUGCUUUGCCAGUUCGUGAUCGGCUAGAGCCUGCACCGGUUGUGUCUGUUGAAGGACGUGUGUUCCGCGUGUCCGAGUUCUACGCUGAUGAUUUGUCUUCUCUUGGAGAGAUUCCAGAGUUGCAUGAUAGUGAGCCUCAUCUGAAUGACUUGGCGGUCGACAUGGCAAUCCGGCUGAUUCGAGAAUUUGACAACCUGGAAAUGAAGGAACAAGGCCGAGAUCCUGACACUGGUUUUUCACCUGUCCGGGGAACAGUUUUAUGCUUUCUACCUGGCUAUGGUGAAAUUGAUGAUAUAUUCACAAAACUACGACAGCAUCAGCGAGCUCAUGAGUUGACAAUGAUCCCUCUUCAUUCAACUGUCACAUCAGAAGAACAGAUGGAAGUGUUUCGACCAGCCCAGCCUGGAAAAAGAAAGGUGAUUCUUUCCACAAACAUUGCAGAAUCUUCCAUCACGGUACCAGACAUCAAGUAUGUGAUUGACUUCUGCCUGACAAAGAACCUGGUGUGUGACCCUGACACGAACUUCACACAGCUGCAGGUGGAGUGGGCGUCCAAGGCAAACUGUACACAGAGGAAAGGGCGUGCCGGGCGCGUGUCCAAUGGCCGUGUCUACUUCAUGGUUACACGGAACUUCUUUGAAAACUACCUCCCAGACUAUGGCAUUCCAGAAAUGCAGAGAUGCCCCCUGGAGCAGUUGGUGCUGAAGGCGAAGCUGUUCAACAUGGGAGAACCGAAGGCUAUUCUAGGUCUGGCGCUGUCUCCACCAAACCUCGACGACAUUGAGAGAACAGUCCUCAACCUCAAAGAGGUUGGAGCUUUGUCUACCCCAAAGAUUGGCUAUGAUAGGAACCGACAUGAUGGUGAACUGACAUUCAUAGGGCGUGUCCUGGCUGAUUUGCCAGUUGAUAUUCAUGUUGGAAAGAUGCUUAUGCUCGGGCAUGUGUUUGGGCUACUAGAGGAGUGCCUCAUUAUUGGUGCUGCUAUGUCUUUGAAGAACAUAUUUGCAAAACCUUUCCAUGGCAAACUAGAUGCUUUUAGACACAAGUUUGGCUGGGCUGCUUAUUCCUUCAGUGACUCUCUUGCUAUUUUGUAUGCAUACAAGAUUUGGGACAAUAAGAAGAAGCUUGGUGAAUUCCGCCGCAGUGGCCAGAAUCAGAUUAAAUGGGGCAAAGCCAACUUUAUCCAGAUCCGCAGGAUAAAUGAGGUUGCUGAGCUGAUCAAAGAAAUGGAACAGAGACUGUACAAGUUCAACAUUCAGAAGCCGAGAUUGAGGCAGGACCACCGGAACAUGGGGCGUCUCACUCCUGAGGAACGACUUAUCCUUAAGAUUGUGAUUGGAGGAGCUUUUUAUCCCAACUACUUCCUGCGAAAUGUGUCGAGUGAGACGGACGCAAUCCGAGAACUGUCCAACAAUGAUCCAUUGAGCACAGUUGUGGUGAAGGGACUUCCUGCUAACCAAGGCAUGCUGUACCAUUCCAAACUGGACUCCAUCUUCCAAGUGUGUCAGGCAGACCCGCCACCAAGCAUCACCUUUGAGGAGACCAAGGCAUUUAUCAAGUUUCCAUGGAAACAAGGCAUGAAAUCUGAUCAGAAAGUGCAUGAGGCUGUAUACAUGGCACUCAAACUGAGGUUGUUGAGGUUUCCACUCGAGGUUGAUAUCUACUCGCGAGAAGAUGCACUUCUCAUGAUGACAAAACUUUGUGUUUUGCAGAAUGAGGCUGCUAGCUCAGGAAAACUGCGUACUAACAGGAUUAAAGCUCCAGCAAUAAAUCUUGACCAGGAGGAGUUGGCUGUAGCGCAGGUAGUACGUCCACCACAGUCAAAGACAUCGUACAUCAAAAUGUACAUUACUGAGGUGGUUGAAUGUGGCCAUUUCUGGGCCCAGUAUGUGGAACAUGAGUCCACGCCAGCGUUUGGGCAGUUGCAGUAUGAGCUGAAUGCAAACCAGUGGGAGCUUCUGCAGCCUAUUAUGGGAAAUGUGAUGCUGGGAUCCUAUGUGGUUGCUCCAUUUAAAGACCAGUCAGUGGCAUACUACAGGGCAAGAGUGGAAAGAAUCGAGGGACAGACUCAAAACUCACGUAUUCAGGUUUUCUUCCUGGACUAUGGUAACAGUGAAAAACUUGUUAAAAGUCAGCUCAAACUUCUACCUGAAAAAUACCUCAGGAUUCCAUUCCAGGCUUGUGAAUGUUUUCUCACUGAAAUUCGACCAUCCAGUGUGAAAUGUCCAGAUGGAGUGUGGAGUCAUGCAGCCAAUGAAACUUUCCGUGAUAUGGUGCUUGGAAAACAGUUUUAUGCCAGGAUUUACUCCAUUGUCCGAGACACGUUGCGCGUGGAGCUGACCUACAACGACAUGUUCAAGAACAUGAUUAACAUAGCAUCAGAACUGAAGCGCUUCAACUUCGCAGAAGCAGCAGAAGAAUCCUUUUUGUCCAAGCAAAGCCACGAUGAACUUGCUGCCGAUGAGAUGUGUCCUCAGUCAAACCGGGAUGAUGCUGUUGGAAAAGGUCACAAGGACAACUUUGUUGAGCUCGGAAUCACAGCCUCUCAGCUGAGAGAGAUGAAGACUAGAGGAAGGAAGAUCCGACUUGUUGGUCCAAAUAAUCCACUUGAGAUGAAUUUCUCCUGCAUGACAUUCAUAGGAAGAAUGCGAACUGUGCGGAUUGACCCUGACAGUGUGAAUUGUGUAGCUGUGGAUGAUGAUCCCCAGAACCCACACCAGCGGCUCAUGGUGACAGGCUUUGUGGGUCUCAAUCCAACGGGCUCCACCGUGGUGGUUCGGGACACCACCCUGAUGCCCAUGAUCCCAGGGCUGCCUGCUCUGUUGGCACUGCUGUUUGCUCCAUGUGCAGAGUUCAGGACAGAUCCAAAGAGGAAACAUUACAUUGGUGCUAUAUGUGGACUUGGCUACGACCCAGAGACUGGCUACUCCAUUCUUCCGGACCAUGACAUGGAGAUGGAGUUUGACACAGAAAUCAAUGUUGCUGACAUCAGUAAGAUCAAUGGAAUCAGAAUGGCUAUUAACAUUGCCAUUGGGACUCGUGACACUGUGGCAGCCUGGUCAUCGGAUGCUGUGGUCAGAAUUCAGAACUCUGCAUGCACCAAAUUACUUGAAUUGCUAACCAAGAGAAGGGAAUUUAUUGAUGUGGAGGGCUUUGAAAGACCAUAUCAGUGGGACCAGGUUGACCCAGAUUAUGUGCUGGAGGAUGUGAAGAGUGAGCUGGAGUCUGAUGAGGUGAUGCUUCUCAACAAACACUGUGCUAUUGAGCUGGACGACGCAGACGAACCCGUCCGGCGCAGUGAUCAGCUUAAACUCAAUGUCCAACUCCUCCAUGAAACCGUCAACACCAACAGACAUGAUGCUUUACCAGUGAUGUGUGAACUGUGCCAUGUUAACUGUCCGAAGAUGCAGUUUCUUCACAGACACAUGAACUCUACUGCUCACAAUGAUAGGGAACGUAAACUCUUUGAGAUGUAUGAUCACCCAGCUAAGUGGUAAUACUACCGCAGUGGACUCCCAAUCUGUGAUAAUUUUUUAAGCACCAAACACUGGAAAAGAUCGGUUGCUCACUAGGAAUGAGUGAAGAAAUCUUGUAUACAAAGGAUACAAUUUCAUUAACAGAUGUUUGAGAGAAAAUAGGACUUCUUUACAUUUGAGAAUGUUUGUUUCCUACUAUGAUGUUAAGGUGACAUGCAACGAAGGAAUUGUUUACAUUCAUCUCAUUAUGAUUUUUUUGAUUUUUUUUGCAACUGAGAAUGUUUGUUUUCUACCAUGAUGUUAAAGUGAUGUGCAACAAAGGAAUUGUUUUACAUCCAUUUUGUGGACUUGUCAUGUGUAAUGUUAACAACCAUAUUGUUUCUGCCUGAAACAUGUUUUUGAUGUUUCAUCAUUAGAAAAAGUUGAACUGUUGCUGAGAAUUAGAAAUCAUUUUGUUCAUCAGAUUACAUAUAUAGCAAGCAAUGUGCUUCUUUGUUUAUCAUAAAGUACUAUUAUUUUCAUUGUCAUCAAGAACAUUUAAUUUUUUCUGAUUUAAUUUUACGACAGGUAACACUUUGUGUUAUUAAUAUUAAUCACACUUAACUAUAUCAUUAUACCACAUUUUCAUUGAU
Messenger RNA from Gigantopelta aegis, 5169 nucleotides. RefSeq names its product ATP-dependent RNA helicase TDRD9-like. Gene Ontology annotation, cellular component: intracellular anatomical structure. Bases 119 to 4558 code for a protein of 1479 amino acids. The record is from RefSeq and is a predicted model, not a curated record. Lineage: Eukaryota; Metazoa; Mollusca; Gastropoda; Neomphalida; Peltospiridae. The transcript has 37 exons. Gene Ontology annotation, molecular function: RNA binding; ATP binding.